This is a messenger RNA of Rhipicephalus sanguineus (brown dog tick), 817 nucleotides long. Its product is annotated as twist-related protein 2. Gene Ontology annotation, molecular function: RNA polymerase II transcription regulatory region sequence-specific DNA binding; DNA-binding transcription factor activity, RNA polymerase II-specific; protein dimerization activity. The coding region runs from base 53 to 817 and encodes 254 amino acids. The record is from RefSeq and is a predicted model, not a curated record. NCBI's taxonomy places the organism in Eukaryota, Metazoa, Arthropoda, Arachnida, Ixodida, Ixodidae. The transcript has a single exon. Gene Ontology annotation, biological process: regulation of transcription by RNA polymerase II; developmental process.
GUCACUGCCUGGUCGGUGAGAGGCCGGUAGCCACGAUAAGUCCGUGUUUUCAAUGAAAGCCGCCUCCUUUCUCCCCGACAUGCCUCACAUGCCCAGUGUGUUUCACUCUGCUGCGCCAGACGAUAGCUGCCUACCUGCACCUUCGGCUGACAGCCACUACGCCGUCCUGCAGGCUUCGUAUCAGCAGUGCGUGUCCCGUCAACAGCAGCAGCAUCACCGCCAUCAGAGCCAGCACGGUCACAUUCCCCACGUCGUGGCCCAGCACCCGGUUCCACAAGUACUCUCCAACGGCGACGUCUGUCAUCCUCGCGUCCACAAGCAGCAGCAUCGAGUACCGUCUUCGAACGGUGCUGAACAACAUUCGCCAAUCGGAGAGCAUCUGCAGGUAAUCGCCAAGCGCCAGCGAAAGCAGUCACAGCAGCAGCUGCAACACCAAAGCUUCAAGAGGAGCGACUCGGACGGCGAGUCUUCGUCUUCGUCCUCGGAAGGUUCGCGGUCGCGCAAGCGUCCCUCUCACAGCUUCGAAGAACUUCAGAACCAGCGCAUGAUGGCCAACGUGCGCGAGCGAGCGCGCACGCAAUCGCUGAACGACGCGUUCGCGUCGCUGCGCAAGAUCAUCCCGACCAUGCCGUCGGACAAGCUGAGCAAGAUCCAGACCCUGAAGCUGGCCUCCAUGUACAUCUCCUUCCUUUUCGAGGUGCUCAAGAGCGACGAGACCGAGAGCAAACUGAGCAGCCAGUGCAGCUUCAUCGCCAACGAGCACCUGAGCUAUGCCUUCUCCGUUUGGAGGAUGGAAGGCGAGUGGUCUACGCUCUGA